Spinacia oleracea (spinach) is the source of this 1821-nucleotide messenger RNA. RefSeq lists its product as uncharacterized. Lineage: Eukaryota; Viridiplantae; Streptophyta; Magnoliopsida; Caryophyllales; Amaranthaceae. Bases 1 to 1821 code for a protein of 606 amino acids. The record is from RefSeq and is a predicted model, not a curated record. The transcript is spliced from 3 exons.
AUGUUUGUUUGCUGUCGUACUACUUCUGUCGGCUACUUUGAUCUGAUGUCAAUGACUCAGUCAGCAGUGUGCACUCUUACCAGUGUCAUUUUCUAUCAGCAGGCCCUGGAGCCUUUUGUUGCUAGUUGGUUUGGUUCACUUGCUCGUUUCAUUGGUGUCCGCGCUUCAAUUAGACGGAUAGAUGAAAUUCUCGGUCAUUUGAGCAAGAAUACUUUUGAUAGAACAUAUACCCGUUGGGUUUGGCAUGGGAAAAACUUUGAAGGAACUCGUACAAGUGAUUCUGGGAACGAUGUUCAUGAUGUUCAUGAAGGUCCUGAUGUUAAUGACAUCCCUAAUGCUAAUGAGGGUGAUAGGUUAGGAGACAUGAUACGUGCAGCUCAAGAUAAGUUCGCUGAAAAUCCUGCCACAUUUGAGGGGGUGUUAAAAGAUUCCGAAACACCCUUAUAUCCAGGUUGCAGCAAGUAUACAAGAUUAUCUAGUAUACUUAGAUUAUAUAAUGUGAAGGCAGGUCAUGGUUUAACGGAUCAAUGUUUUGAUGAAGUACUUGAAGUUUUCAAAGACAUGCUUCCUGAUGAUAAUGUCUUGGCAAGUGGUGCAUAUGAGGCUAAAAAGAUAUUGAUCCCGAUGGGCUUGCCAUACGAGAAAAUUCAUGCUUAUCCUAACGAUUGCGUACUCUAUCGAAAUGAGCGUGAAUCAUUAAAGAAUUGCCCAGUAUGCAAUGCCUCGCGAUACAAGGAGAAUGAAGGAGUGCCGAAGGUUUUGUGGUAUUUUCCCAUAGUUCCAAAAUUUAAACGUCUUUUUUCAAAUGCGGAUGAUGCACAAAAGUUGACAUGGAAUUUUUAUGGGCGGAACAAAGAUGGCUUAUUAAGACAUCCAGCUGACUCCCCGCAGUGGAGGUUUAUUAAUGGAAAAUACCCCGAGUUUCGUAAAGAAAAACGGAACCUACGCCUUGCACUUUCAACUGAUGGUAUGAAUCCAUUUGGUUCUCUUAGUAGCAUGCAUAGUACUUGGCCAGUGAUUUUGGUUACUUACAACCUACCACCUUCGUUGUGCAUGAAAAGAAAGUACAUGAUGCUUACAUUGUUAAUUUCCGGGCCAAAACAACCGGGAAAUGACAUUGAUGUGUACUUGGCUCCCCUCAUUGAUGAUUUGAAGAUAUUAUGGGAAAAAGGAGUCAAAGUUUUUGAUGCGCAUCAAAAUGAGACCUUUAAUCUGAGAGCAAUGUUGUUUUGCACCAUCCAAGAUUUUCCGGCAUAUGGUAAUGUUUCUGGGUAUACUGUGAAAGGGAAAACUGCUUGUCCCAUAUGUGAGGAUCGUAUGAAGGGAAAGUGGCUAAAGAAUUCUAAGAAGAUGGUUUACUUUGAUCAUCGUCCGUUUUUGCCCUGUGAUCAUCCAUACCGCAAGCAAAAAAAGGCUUUUAAUGGGAAACAAGAAUUCAAAAAAUGUCCAAAAGACUUGAGUGGGGAGGAGGUGUUUCAAAAGGUUAAGGACAUCCAGAUAACCUUUGGGAAGAAAUCUAGAGCAGGUAUUUCUAAGCAGGGGUACAAGAAAUGUUAUGACUUCUGGCGCUUACCCUAUUGGAAACGCUUAUUUGUCAGACAUUGUUUAGAUAUAAUGCAUAUUGAGAAGAAUAUGUGUGAUAGCUUGAUUGACACACUGUUGAAUGUUCCUGGGAAGACAAAAGACGGUGAAAAUGCUCGAUAUGACUUGAAGGAUAUGGGGAUUAGAAGUGAACUCCACGUUGUUGAGGGAAAACCCAAGAAAUACCUUCCUCCCGCAGCUUAUACAUUGUCACGAAAAGAGAAAAAAAGUGUUAUGUGA